AUGGUCCAAUCUUUGCAGCUGCCCCGCUACAGCGUGCUUGUUUUGCGACGCAUUCUGCGAAGGAUUCAACCUUUGAGGUCAGCAGCAGCCGUUUUGGAGCCCGCAUCUCCUGAUGAUGGAACUGCCUUGGGACUUCAAUGCAUGCUUCGUGGCUCCUGCCACAUCCAAGCUUUCGGACGUGUCGAAGAUUUAUCUUACAUCACCGGCAGACACGGCUCAGCGUCGCAGACGAGAGAUUCCCCGAUCUUCAAGUGCAUGUUGCUUCUUAGCCUGGGCCGGGAGAGGAUGUGA
This is a messenger RNA of Durusdinium trenchii, 291 nucleotides long. Lineage: Eukaryota; Dinophyceae; Suessiales; Symbiodiniaceae. The record is from the annotation of a GenBank genome assembly.